AUAAUGAUUGGAUUAAAUGUGUGAGAUGUGAAAGGUGGUGUAAAAUUGUGCUAAACGUAAAUUCAGUAAGUCAGAAUGUAAAGGAAUGUGUACAUGUAGCAAGAUUGUCUAUUAAUUACAUUGUCAAACUCGUAUAUUUAUCAACAAAAUGAAGGCUUAAUAGUUUCAUAUAUGCUAAGCAAUAAAAAGAUGACAAAUCAAUGAAUUGAUAGAUCACUCCAUAAUUAAUUGAUGUGCUAUGUUACCAACUUAAUGGCAAUGUAGAAUUGAGAGUUUGAUACACUAAAAGUAUAGUAAUCAACUUAAAAUUUUGCUAGAUUCUGCUAUCAAUAAAAUUCUUUACCCAAUGUAAAUUAUUAAAUAAACAUAUGUCCAUAACAAAAACUAUAUCACACCAAAAAUAUAAAAACUUUUUCAAAAUCUCAAUUUCCAUACUAAGGGCUUGUUUGGUAAUGAUUUUGAGAAUUGAUUUUUAUGAUCGUUGGAAAGAAAAGUAAAUACUAUUUAUAAGAGAAAGAAUAAAAAAUAACGGCUUGAAUAGUAAAAUAAGGGUCAAAACAUUGAUUUUUUGGGCUGAAAAAUCAAUACCAAACAUGCACUAAAUAUCAUGGGCCAACUAUAGAUAUGUAUUUUGCCUAUGCAGGACUUCAAACUACUACUAUUCCUAUAAAUGCAAUGUGAGACAGUCAUGAGCUUAUUCAACAAGAAUAAAGUACCAAAGCUUCUAAUAUAAAUGAAAUUUUUAUUAUCUUUCAUUGACUUCCAAUUUUCCAUCAAUACUACGUACACAAAUGGUUCAAUUAUUUAUCAAUAAUUAAAGUAGCUAUUAAUCCCACUGUUUACCCCCUUUUUGUUUAUUAAAACAAAGAUUAGACCCUAAACUCCCUGGCCAACAUGGACCACCGGAGCAAUGUCUCCCCAACAAAGUUCAACUUCUGGUCAUAUGAACAUUAUAUAUUGUAAAUUAAAUGAAUCUCAUAAUGAGUCUAAAUGAUUACUUUGAUAUGCUUGAAUGCAGUAAACCGCCGUUUUCAUCAAAUAAUACAUAUAAAUUACUAAAAUAUUGUCCCAAUGUAUAUAUAAAUACUAGUACUCAAUACACCUAUCUAUACCAAGCAUUCUUCGUACAGUUAGAUCCAUCUAAACUCGAUCACAGAGGAGAAGGAAACAAAAAUAUGGGAGGAGGAAGAAGUUUUGUGUCUGAGAAGAUGAAACUUCUUGUUGCAUUGCUUAUUUUGCAGCUCUGCUUUGCAGGUUUUCACAUAGUUUCAAGGGUGGCACUGAACAUUGGCAUUAGCAAAGUUGUUUACCCUGUUUACAGAAACAUUAUAGCCCUGCUAAUGUUGGGACCCUUUUCGUAUUUCUUUGAAAAGAAUGAAAGACCACCUCUUACAUUUUCUUUACUGGUUCAGUUUUUCCUUUUAGCAUUGGUUGGAAUCACUGCAAAUCAGGGAUUUUACCUAUUAGGUUUGUAUUAUGCAUCUCCAACCUUUGCAUCAGCAAUGCAGAACUCGGUUCCUGCAAUUACUUUCAUCAUGGCUUCAACCUUCGGAUGUGAGCAAGUUAAUAUUAGGAGGAAGGAUGGAUUGGCAAAAAUUCUAGGUACAAUAGCAAGUGUAGGAGGUGCUACUAUUAUAACUCUCUAUAAAGGCCCUCUGAUUCUGCACCAGGCAUCACCAGUGGGAAGUAACUUAGAAGAAGGCAGUUUCUUCAAUACAGCUAAAAUACAGAACUGGACAUGGGGCUGCAUAUUUUUACUUGGUCACUGCUUAUCAUGGGCUGGUUGGAUGGUCCUUCAGGCUCCUAUUCUGAAGAAAUACCCUGCCAAACUCUCACUUACCUCGUUUACGUGCUUCUUUGGAUUAAUCCAGUUCUUAUUCAUAGCAGCUUUUGUAGAAAGGGAUCCUAAGCACUGGAAAAUUCAGUCCGGAGAAGAGAUAUUCACAAUCUUAUAUGCCGGAAUUGUAUCUUCUGGGAUAGUCAUUGCUCUUCAGACCUGGUGUAUUCAGAUAGGAGGACCAGUUUUUGUUGCCAGCUUCCAGCCAGUUCAAACAGUUUUGGUUGCUGGCAUGGCAUUUGUAAUUCUUGGUGAUCAAUUAUACUCUGGCGGAAUUAUCGGAGCUGCUCUCAUAAUGGUUGGGCUCUACCUGGUCUUAUGGGGUAAAACUGAAGAGAGAAGGAACAAAAACCAAGAUGCAGAAGAGACAUUGACAAAACAUCUACUCGAGGGCAAGAGCAACACUGAAGAAAGCUACGAUGAAUCUGAAAUUCCAUGAUAACAUCUGUAAUUUGUUAACAAAUCCACAAAAUUGACAUAUGGUGAUUGUUCAGAUACCAUAGAUCAAGCUAUGAGAAAAUGUCCUGCUCUGGUCAGAGACAAGAUUAGCAACAAUAUCAUAACAUGUAAAUUUUACUGGAUAUGUUCAAAUCUUUUAAAUUUGAAAUACGAACACCUAACCCCCCGGCUUCACAUCAAAGAGCCAUUUCAAUGAAAAGAAGUUCGGAUGAUGGCUUAAUAACUUGACGGUUUAAAGCUCAUGAGCCUUGAAAUCAAAUAGAACGAGCUGCUUUUCAUAAAUUCA
Messenger RNA from Olea europaea var. sylvestris, 2582 nucleotides. Its product is annotated as WAT1-related protein At3g18200. Gene Ontology annotation, molecular function: transmembrane transporter activity. The coding region runs from base 969 to 2276 and encodes 435 amino acids. Gene Ontology annotation, cellular component: plasma membrane. The transcript has 7 exons. Lineage: Eukaryota; Viridiplantae; Streptophyta; Magnoliopsida; Lamiales; Oleaceae. The record is from RefSeq and is a predicted model, not a curated record.